Messenger RNA from Dromaius novaehollandiae (emu), 3422 nucleotides. RefSeq names its product ST8 alpha-N-acetyl-neuraminide alpha-2,8-sialyltransferase 2 (gene ST8SIA2). The record is from RefSeq and is a predicted model, not a curated record. Lineage: Eukaryota; Metazoa; Chordata; Aves; Casuariiformes; Dromaiidae. The transcript has 6 exons. The coding region runs from base 69 to 1196 and encodes 375 amino acids. Gene Ontology annotation, molecular function: alpha-N-acetylneuraminate alpha-2,8-sialyltransferase activity. Gene Ontology annotation, biological process: oligosaccharide metabolic process; N-glycan processing.
AGUCGGGACGCGGCGCCGCGCUCCGCACCCCGCGGAGCGGCGCGGCUGGCCCGGCCCAGCCCGGAGCCAUGCCGCUGCCGUGCCGGGGCUGGACGCUGGCGCUGCUCACGCUGCUCGUCGGCUUCCUCAUCUUCGCCGACAUCUCCGAGAUCGAGGAGGAGAGCGGGAGUUCUGGAGGCAGAGGUACAAUCAGAUCAGCUGUGAACAGCUUACAUAGCAAAUCUAAUAGAGCUGAAGUAGUAAUAAAUGAUUCUUCGUCUCCAGCUGUUGUUGACAGAAGUAAUGAAAGCAUUAAGCACAACAUUAAACCAGCCUCAUCCAAAUGGAGCCACAACCAGACACUCUCUUUGAAGAUCAGAAAACAAAUCUUGAAGUUCCUGGAUGCAGAGAAGGACAUUUCGGUGCUGAAGGGGACGUUGAAGCCUGGGGACGUCAUCCACUAUGUCUUUGACAGGGACAGCACCAUGAACGUCUCCCAGAACCUCUAUGAGCUGCUGCCCCGCACGUCGCCCCUGAAGGGCAAGCAGUUCCCGACCUGUGCCAUCGUGGGCAACUCGGGGAUCCUGCUCCACAGCGGCUGUGGCCCUGAGAUCGACGCGCACAGCUUUGUGAUAAGGUGCAAUCUGGCCCCUGUCCAGGAGUACUCGCAGGACGUGGGCAUGAAGACAGACCUGGUGACUAUGAACCCUUCGGUCAUCCAACGGGCCUUCGAGGAUCUGGUGAACGAGACCUGGCGAGAGAAGCUGCUGCAGCGCCUCCACAGCCUCAAUGGCAGCAUCCUCUGGAUCCCAGCCUUCAUGGCCAAGGGGGGCAAGGAACGAGUGGAGUGGGUGAACGAGCUCAUCCUGAAACAUCACAUCAAUGUCAGGACUGCCUAUCCCUCGUUGCGCCUGCUGCACGCUGUCCGAGGGUACUGGCUCACGAACAAAGUGCAUAUAAAACGACCGACCACCGGCCUCCUCAUGUAUACCUUAGCCACUCGCUUCUGCAACAGGAUCUAUCUCUAUGGCUUCUGGCCAUUCCCCCUGGAUCAGAACCAGAACCCAGUCAAGUACCACUACUACGACAGCCUGAAGUACGGCUACACUUCACAGGCCAGCCCGCACACCAUGCCCUUGGAGUUCAAAGCCUUAAAGACUCUGCACCAGCAGGGAGCCUUGAAGCUGACUGUGGGGGAAUGCGACGGGGCCACGUAAGGUGGCCUCCGCAGCUCGCGUUCCUGCAGGCUACACAACCAUGGGAGGAAGGGGAGGGGGAGGAAAGGACGAGUGGUGCCUAGUGGGGUUGGUUUUCUUUGUUCAUGCGCAGGACAGUGACAAAAAUAUAUAUACGUGGUACCUACAUAUAUUGACCUGAGUAUUAUAACUGUUUGGUGUUCACCAAGGAAGGGACAGGAGAGAUGCAGGAGCAUCUGAAGUGACUGGCCUGGGCAAGAGACCUUGCCUUGGGCUUGCUAGGCUUGGAAGGAUGUUAGAUCUACAUCCAAAAUGUGUGAAGGUGACCUUGGUUUUUGAGGGUAUGUUAGGUGAUGGGUAAACGUUAAGCCUUUUGUUGUGACUGGUCCAAGGUUGGUAGUUAGUUUGUCUGGCCGAGAACGCCGGUGCUGGCGCUCCAGUAGGUCAUGUUCUUGGCUCCGUGGCAAUGGUGGGGACGGGGAAGGGGGCUGGGGAGCGGGGUGGGCAGGGAAGGUUUGUUGGGGGCUCUCAUGGCCGAGGGGUUGCCUGCAUGUCUGGAUGGGACCAGAGCAGGACCCAUCUCCUGCCCGGCAGGGACUGUCUCCCAGUUAGUGGUGCCUAGCACCUGUCAGAGUCGCACGCAGAUCCAUCCAUCCGAAAAGGCUUGGGCGUGCGCACGUGCCGGGCAGGGCAGCCUGUCGGCCGCCGGACCAUGAACGCCGUCUUCGGAGGGGCGGAGGAGAAGCAUCCACUUUGGCUGCAGGAGAUGGGGAGCUGUGUGGAGGUGAACCGAUUCCAGUGAUAUUGCUCUGAAAAAGGAGAUGGGAGGGUCUUCUGGCACGGUUGGCGCAGGGCUGGGCGGAUGGUGAGGAGGGUGCUGAGCAAAGCUGCUGGAAUGGAGCAGGAAGGGGGUUUGCUGCUGCAAACUGGUACCAUCAGUUUUAAGUGUCUUACUGUGCCGAAGUGUGAGAUGCUCAGCAUCUGUCAGGGCUUGUGAAAACCAUAAGUACAUUUAGCUCUUAAUUCCCAAACGCUACCUGCUAAGCAGCCUGCCUUCUCUCCCCCUCCAAAAAUAACUGCUGAAAUAUUGGUGAUAGGCCUGAGACCCAGCCAAGCAGAAAGACCGCAGGACUUAAAGGGACUUUGUCAAGUCUAAAUAAUUUAUUUUCACUUCUCCCCAAAGAACUAGCGUACAGCACAGUAGUCCUUAAGUCCCGUUCUGUCCUUUUUUCAAGCCCCGAUUGGUUCUUACUCUGAAGACUUGAACACGAUGUCAGGCGUACCUAGAUGGGACGCUUGCAUAGUGAUGAAUGUCACAGAAAUAAUUAAUCUUUUUUCCUAUUUUUUAAAAGUGCCCAAAAUAUGAAAAAAGUUCUUAUAACCAAAUUUGCUUUUCUUUUUUUUCUGGGUUUAUUUUGAGGGGAGAAGCUAGAUUGGUCCGGUUAGCUCAUUUCAUUUUCUGCUUCUGUAGCCUAUUCCACCUAUUUCCUUAUUAGCACUUAGUGCCAGCAUGCAGGUGGGUCUGGGGUGCAGUGAGUGCGGUUUGGGUUUAAUUUCUGUGAGGGGAAAUAACAGGACACAGCAGAGCCUCGGACCUGCAUUGCAAUGCUUUCAUGAUCUUUGUGCCUCUUCCUGUUGCUAUGUUUUUAAAGUAAAAAAAAAAGUAUAAGUUUUGGAGUUGAAAUACUUGACAUUGUCUCUUUAAAAAGCAAGUGCUUUAAGUGCUAAAAGAAAGAACUCUCUUUCAUGUUUUGGGACCUAGAAACUACUGUACCCAUAGGAACCUCUAGCUUGCUAAUUAGUGUCAGAUGAAGAUGCCUAAGAUUAAGGUGUAAGCAACAUUAUAGUGGAUAAAUGUUGGCUAAUCUGCCACAGGGGGAGGUUUCUUUCCAACUCUGGGAAAUGAUUUCCUUUUUGCAUUUUUUAAACUUUUUUUUUUACUUAAGCUUAGUCGCGCGAUAAAGCUAAAUCUGGCUGUGAACAUCAGUUUAAGUUGUUGGUGUUUUCUGAGAUAGGAGGAGACAGAGAAUAAAGCUGCAAAAUGAAAUUAGUUCUGCAGUCACGGGGAGCUUCACCCGAUUCAGGAGCAUUAAGCCAGAUGAUUCCCUGGUUUGUCCCCUGCGGGGAGGAGGGAGAGGCUAGGGAUGAAGCCACAGGACUAUUCAAGUCAGCUGUUGUGUUGAGGGGCCGGGGCCAAGGUACUGAUUGCUGUUAGCAAACCUUCUUUUUAAAUAAAAAUACAAGAAA